UCACUAAUUCCCAGUGUGUCUUAUCAAGAUGUUUGAAUUCUAUGAACGCGUGUCCGGGGCUCGGAUGCAUGCUGCUUAUGUCCGGCCAGGAGGUGUGCACCAGGACCUGCCCCUUGGGCUUCUGGAUGAUAUUUAUGAGUUUUCUAAGAACUUCUCUCUUCGGGUUGAUGAGUUGGAAGAGAUGCUGACCAACAAUAGGAUCUGGCGAAAUCGGACAGUUGACAUUGGUGUUGUGACAGCCGAAGACGCGCUUAACUAUGGGUUUAGUGGUGUGAUGCUCCGGGGCUCAGGUAUCCAGUGGGACCUGCGGAAGACGCAGCCCUAUGAUGUUUACGACCAGGUGGACUUCGAUGUUCCUAUUGGCUCUCGAGGGGACUGCUACGAUAGAUACCUGUGUCGGGUGGAGGAGAUGCGCCAGUCCCUUCGAAUCAUCGCGCAGUGUCUGAACAAGAUGCCUCCCGGGGAGAUCAAGGUUGAUGAUGCCAAAGUGUCUCCCCCUAAGCGAGCAGAGAUGAAGACUUCCAUGGAGUCAUUGAUCCAUCACUUCAAGUUGUACACGGAGGGCUACCAAGUCCCUCCGGGGGCCACAUACACUGCCAUUGAGGCUCCUAAGGGAGAGUUCGGGGUGUACCUCGUGUCCGACGGCAGCAGCCGCCCUUACCGAUGCAAGAUCAAGGCUCCUGGUUUUGCCCACCUGGCUGGUUUGGACAAGAUGUCGAAGGGACACAUGCUGGCGGAUGUUGUUGCUAUCAUAGGUACCCAAGAUAUUGUGUUUGGAGAAGUGGAUCGAUGAGCUGGGGAAAGCAUUUGAUCCCCCUGCCUGUCUGCUUCCUCCUCGGAGCCUGGCCGUCCCUGGACAGGGACUGUGUGUGUGUGUGUGUGUGUGUGUGUGCACGCGCGCACACCCGUGAACACUCAGCCGUCAGGCUUUCUGUGCAUGUACUAGAAAAGGAGAAAUUAUAAUAAAUUAGCCGCCUUCCGGCUGCUCUGCCCAAACCUC
Molecule: messenger RNA, 1000 nt
Organism: Leptonychotes weddellii (Weddell seal)
Lineage: Eukaryota; Metazoa; Chordata; Mammalia; Carnivora; Phocidae
Source: RefSeq, a predicted model, not a curated record